UCACACACACACACACAGCCACACACUCUCUCUCUCUCAGCUGGAGCUUCUCAUUCAGACAACAACCCGUGAUAAGGGUGUGCACACCAACAGCAUGGAUGUACUUAUGCCCUCGUUGAUCGGGGACCAUCCGAAAAUCAUGGCAGAGCCGAGUGUUCAGAUCUUCGAGCAGCCCAAACAGAGGGGCAUGCGCUUCAGGUACAAGUGUGAGGGGCGUUCUGCAGGCAGCAUCCCUGGAGAGAGGAGCUCUGACAACAACAGGUCAUACCCCACCUUGCAGAUUAUGAACUACUGUGGGAAGGGCAAAGUGCGCGUUUCCCUCGUAACCAAGAACGAGCCCUAUAGGCCCCACCCCCAUGACCUGGUGGGCAAGGACUGCAAGGAGGGAUUCUACGAAGUUGAGUUUGGCCCAGAGCGCAAGGUCAUCGCUUUCCAAAAUCUGGGUAUCCAGUGUGUGAGGAGGAGAGAGGUAAAGGACUCCAUAGUGCAGAGGAUGACCAAAGGGAUCAACCCAUUCAAUGUGCCACGGGAGCAGUUGUUGCAGACAGAAGAAUAUGACCUGAACGUGGUGCGUCUGUGUCUCCAGGUGUUCCUACAGGACGACAGCGGACAAUACACCCGCGCCCUCAACCCAAUUGUCACAAACCCCAUCUACGACAACAGGGCUCCGAACACGGCUGAGCUGCGUAUCUGUCGGGUCAACAGGAACAGUGGCUGUGUGAGGGGAGGAGACGAGAUCUUUCUGCUGUGUGAUAAAGUCCAGAAAGAUGACAUUGAGGUGCGUUUCUUUUGUCCUGGCUGGGAGGCUAAAGGCUCUUUCUCCCAGGCUGACGUUCACCGCCAGGUGGCCAUCGUCUUUAAGAGCCCGCCCUACUACGACACGUCCAUCACCGGCCCGGUCACCGUUCACAUGCAGUUACGACGUCCCACCGACCAGGAAGUCAGCGAGCCCAUGGAGUUCAGAUAUCUACCCGACGACAAGGAUCCCUAUGGUUGCCAGGAGAAGAAGAGGAGAAGAGAGCACCUGAUGAAAGCCUUACCUGGGUUCUUACCAUCAGGUGGAAUGAAUCCGAUGAACAGACUGAAGGCAGUACCACACAGUCCCAUGGCCCAGGCCAUGAGAAAAGACCUCAACAUGUACAUGAAACCCCCCUCUGCUGCUAUGAUGCGCCAAACCCCUCCUGCCAUGUACAACCAACAUUACCAACAACAGAGCCCUCAGCAGCACACAAUGAUGACAUCACCCAACCAGGUGUCCAUCAACCAGGUGUGGCCCCACCCCAACCCGACGUUGUCCCUGGAUACCAUCAGAAUUAACCCCUCGAGCACCGGUAGUAGCCAGGUUAACGGUAUGCAGCGACAGCAGGUGAACCACUGUGUUACCUCUGGGUACCUUCAUGGAGGGGAGAGCAGCGGUGGUGGAGGUGGUGGUGGUAGAGACAGCCUGCCCCAACUCACCAUGGGGGACCUGCAGUGUCUGGGUCUGGAGUCCAAUCUCCAGGGUCCUUCGGCCAGCCAAGCCCACCCCGGUGGGCCUGACCUCCAGCACCACCAGCAGCACCACCACCACCACCACCAACAGCACCACCACCAGCAGCUCCACCAGAGGAAAGAGUCAUCCUGCUCCCAGGGCAUGGGGAGCCAGGAAGGGCAGAUCCAGGGGAGUCAGACCCAGACCCUGGGCCUCCAGGCAGCCUGGCACAGCUACAGCCCUCAGCCCCCAGCCCAGGGCACUUUGAACGGGACUGGAAGUGGUGGCGGAGCGGGGUCCCUGGGGUUGAGCUUCCUCCUGGAUAGCGUGGAGAGUGAUGAGAUCAUCCAGGGCCUGGUGGGAGGAGGGGGCCCUCAGACCACCUUCCAGCUGAAGCAGGAGCCCCUAACUGGGGGACAGGAGGGCCAGAUGACCGCCUCUUGUUCCUUCUCCACCUCGGACGGCCAGCAGCAGCAGCAGUCGUACGCCAACCUCCUCCCCCGGCCUAUGAGUAACAGCAACGGCAUCGCCAUGGAGACCGCAAGGCAUGAAAGCACCAAUAGCAACUCCAACAACAUCCAGGCCCUCAAGAACUUACAGAACCCCUUCACCCCAGCCAAUGGAAUGGGGCAAGACGGUGUCCAUUUCGACUCCUUGGCUUCCUGGGCCUUUUUCACUCCACCGCAGUGACUCGGCACAUUCUCAGGCUGUGGAAAAUGCCUUGGGAAGUCUCAGUGAUAGAGCGAGUGCUUAGUCAUUUUGUCUGUGUGAGAAUGUGGUCAGAACUUGUGAACAGAUAUAGAGAUAUUUUCAGGGCUAGGUAACUCAACUGGCUAUAUGAAUAUGAUAUAAAUAUACUAAUUAUAUCACUCAUUCACUCUCAGAGUUAGAUGGGUUGAGUUCACUGCCAACAGAAGUAAUCAAUGCUUUGUGGUUUUAACAUGAUGAAUUUGCUUUAGAGGACAAGGGGGAUAAAGGUUAACAUAGACAGGUGAUGUUAUGAUGUUUUUUGUCAACACUUUACUUGAAGUGGGCUUUUAUAAUGGCCUUACUAAUGCAUACAGCUGUAAGAAUGGCGUUACACCUCUCAUGACAUGACCCCAAAUCAUGUUGUUAAGUUAAAAAGAAUACAAGAUUAAAAUUGUCCACACCGUUCAAACCAAUGAGGGUUCGGAACUUUAAAGCCAAUUAUCUCAGAAUGAUAUUUUUUUCAGAUAGAACCUUUUAGCUAUAAGGUCCCUAUUCAAGUGUUUACUGUUCCAUGCUCCAUAACAGUGUUAUGUUGUAGUGUGAGGCUGAUCAUAAAAAAACUGUCAUGACCUGUUACGUCAGCUGUUAUGUGUUAUAACAGCAUUAUAGAGGUAUUAUGACAAGUCCACUUUGGGUAAAGUGUUCUGUGUACUGUACAUAUACAAUAAAGCCAGUUGAGAGUUUAGCAUGUUCAAUCUCUACAAAUGCUAUAGCUCUGAAGAGUGGCGAGGUACUUAGAUUCCCUCAGAGGAAGAUUCUGGGAGUGUCCAGUCAAGUCACUGUUGGAAUACUUCAGAGAUGCAUCCUUGUUUCCUUGUUUCCUUGUUUCCUUGACCUAUCCUAUCACUCACCGAGCUAUAAGUGAUAGUUUAGCUGAAAGCAACGUGACCGCCUUUUAUUACUUCCACCAAUCCAACCAAUUCAGAUGAAUGGUUACUUCAGUUGAGGUAGGAAGGAAGGAUGCAUUUCUAAAGAAUUAGAACAGGAUCAGUGUUAGGUAGCACUGUGAUAUCCCCAGGUAAUGGCUAUGCCAUAUUAAUAAUCACAUGUGCUAUCUAUCCCAGAGUUCUCAGGGCAUUGUGAUGUGGACAAGACAGUGGAACAUUCCAAAUGGCACCCUAUUCCCUAGUGCACUAUAAGGGCUCUGGUCAAAAGUACUGCACUGUAUAGGGAAUAGGGUGCCAUUUGGGAUGCUGACCGUGGUUCCACAUCAAAUGCAUCAGUUACUUUUCAUGUCAUAAUUUACCCAAAUACCGUAUAUAUGGUUUAUAAAUGUUUGAUGGGUUUUGUCUUAAAAAGUUGUGUUGUUAUUUCCAUGAACAACAUUUUGUACGCUGAUGAUGUUUCUGUGGUAUUUUCCUAAAUGUUUUAUGCAAGUAAUUCUUAAUAAAUCUAUAUUUUAUUCCA
Messenger RNA from Coregonus clupeaformis (lake whitefish), 3628 nucleotides. RefSeq names its product v-rel avian reticuloendotheliosis viral oncogene homolog (gene rel). NCBI's taxonomy places the organism in Eukaryota, Metazoa, Chordata, Actinopteri, Salmoniformes, Salmonidae. The record is from RefSeq and is a predicted model, not a curated record. Gene Ontology annotation, biological process: inflammatory response; canonical NF-kappaB signal transduction; regulation of transcription by RNA polymerase II. The transcript is spliced from 10 exons. Gene Ontology annotation, molecular function: RNA polymerase II cis-regulatory region sequence-specific DNA binding; DNA-binding transcription factor activity, RNA polymerase II-specific. The coding region runs from base 95 to 2161 and encodes 688 amino acids. Gene Ontology annotation, cellular component: cytoplasm.